AUGGACUCGAGAAUGAGUUUGUCACCCCUACCUCAACAACCCUCUUUCCCGGCAUCUCCGUCAUCAGCGUCAAGAAAGCGCUCAAUACAAGAUACCGAAGAUACCACCUCUUCAAAUCCGGGUCACCAGCGGCCUCUUAUCGAUUACACUACAGAGAAUCAAGAAAAUCGUGACCCUGCGCUGCCAAUUCCCUCGAAGGAGAACUCAUUAACACCACUCGAACGACCCCUCGCACUACCCGCUCCACCAUCUGUCGAGAUUACUGUAAGAGCCAGUGACUUGAUCCUCAUGUCGGGUUCCAAAGAGACCACCCCUUGCUGUGUGUCCUCUUCAGAUGAGCCACUCCCACCGCCAACUUCAUCAUCACCAAAGAAAUCCGAAUCGGCAUCUACACCCGCUGGUAAAAAGCGAAAGCUUUCGCCGGCCAGUCAAGAUGCCAAGCAGCAGGAAAAGGAAGCUCGGGAACGGCAAAAGCUAGAAGAAAAGGCAAAGAAGGAGGAAGAGAAACGCAUUAAGGCCGAAGAAAAGAAGAAGCGGGACGAGGAGCGUGAAGAAGAGAAGCGUUUGAAGGAGGAGGAAAAGAAGAAGCGAGAGGCGGAGCGUGAAGAAAAGAGGAAGGCCAAGGAUGAGGAAAAAGCCGCCAAAGAGGCUGCGAAGGAAGAGGAGAAAAAGCGCAAGGAGGAAGAAAAGCUCAAAAAGGAAAGAGCUCAACUCAAACUCAACUCUUUCUUCGUAAAACCCUCAUUGCCUUCCAAGUCCACUGGACCGGCACCAAGCACCUUCACUUCUCCGAAAAAGCCAACGCCAACCACCUCGGAGCUUCCCCUCACAAAUUCACCCAAGUCAAACAAGUCUGACUACGAAAGGACGUUCCCAGAAUUUUUUCUCCAGUCUCACACUCAGCUCGCACCCUCCCAUCGGUUUGAGCGUGAUCCAGAGGCUCUCACCCACGUUCGUCAAAAGCUGGAUGCCACUUUGAAUGCCACCCAGACGACCUCCCAUCCAGACUUACCGUUCCGACCCUCGGAAAUCUUUCACUUGAUCCCGUUCCAUCGACGCUGCGGCCGACCUAGGCAGUCCGUCAAGGAGAUACUUCUGCGAAUCCAGAACAGCAGUGACGACUCCCUGAUGGAACUUGAUAGUAAGGACCAAAUUAAAGCUGCUGAGGAUGCCCGUGAUAUCCUCCGCCAGAUUCCCAUGAAAACCCUCAGGUUCAGUGAGGACGUACGUCCUCCGUACCAGGGCACAUUUACACGCCCGGUGCCCGAGUUAUCUGCACGAAGGCUUGCAAGAAAUCCUUGGCACCGUGGCCUCCCUGAAGUGAACUACGAUUAUGAUUCUGAGGCCGAGUGGGAGGAGCCUGAGGAGGGUGAGGAUUUGGACUCGGAAGAGGAUGAGGAAGGGAGUGAUGACGGCGACGAUGACAUGGAUGGCUUCUUAGAUGACGAUGACGAUGCUCUUCUGGGCGGGAAGCGUCGGCUCAUUGUUGGUGAUCUCGAACCAGUGUCAAGUGGCCUUCGCUGGGCUGCAGAUGGCGUUGAUGAUGAUAUGAAGGCAUAUCAAGCCGAGACCAUCUCCGACGGAGUCAAAUUCCCGAUUGAUCCCUUUUCGACAGCUUACUGGGAGAAGCCCAAGCCAAAGCCCGCCGAACCAGCGCCCACGCAGACACGGAUUGCUCCUGCUAACACGAAUACUCUGGACGUCUUUCGAGUCACCACUCCGUCGGGCGCGCUUGCUGUUGCUCCUGCAAAACCGCCUGCGACUGGCAAGGCCAAACGGCCUUUCCCGCCAGAACAGCUGAGUGAGUUUAGACAGGCGGUCGAAGCUAGUGACUUGAGCAAGAUUGGGACUGUGGAAAUUCUGAAGAAGAAGUUUCCUAAGGUGCCCAAGGAUACGCUCAAGGCGACCCUGGACCAGUACGCUGUGCGCGUUGGUCAGAAGGAAAGCGAAAAGAAAUGGGUAUGGCGCUGA
Messenger RNA from Penicillium subrubescens, 1971 nucleotides. RefSeq names its product putative chromatin assembly factor 1 subunit A. The record is from RefSeq and is a predicted model, not a curated record. The transcript has 3 exons. NCBI's taxonomy places the organism in Eukaryota, Fungi, Ascomycota, Eurotiomycetes, Eurotiales, Aspergillaceae. Gene Ontology annotation, cellular component: nucleus; CAF-1 complex. The coding region runs from base 1 to 1971 and encodes 656 amino acids. Gene Ontology annotation, biological process: nucleosome assembly.